CUGCCCCCUUCUCUCUCCUCAUUUUUUGUUUUUCAAAAGUGAUAUGUUCGUAUCUAUAUUUAGAGUUUAGAGUUUAGGGUAGUGUGAGCAGAAAAGAGAGUCCGAAAGAAAGAUAUAUGAUUGAUGCUGUAAUAAAAAAAGAAGAGAGAGAUAGAAAGAAUAAAGUAAAAAAAAUAUGUAAAAACCAAAAAGAAGUACGUGUGAAAAUACAAGUGUUUUUUUUUUUUUUUGGUCUUUUCCUUUGCUGAAGAGGAGUUACACUUACCUAGUUCACAUAUAAAUAUUCUUUCACAGUUCACAUCUUUUCACCCAAAGACACAGUAGAAAGUCUUUCUACAUUACCAUUACUAAAAGAAAAUGGUUUUUCCAAAACAAGUGAACACCAUUUUAUUGAUAUUAUUUCUUUUCUUUUUCAUCUAUGAAUCUAAGGGUGCAUCUUAUUCUUCUGGUUCACAUACUGGUGUUCAUGGUGAUGACACUACAGCACUUCCUAAUGUGAAAGUUAACCUAUCAGUGUACUAUGGAAGUCUAUGCCAAUCUUGUGCAGUUUUCAUAAUUAAGGAUUUGGAGAAUAUCUUCUACAACGGUCUCAUUAGCAUUGUCAAUCUCCAACUAGUUCCUUGGGCCAAUGCUUAUGUCAAUAAUACCAACAAUUCCAUAUCAUGUCAGAAUGGACCAGAAGAAUGCAAGCUAAAUUCUUUGGAGUCCUGUGUCCUCAAUCUCUAUCCUAAUGUGGACACUCAGUAUGCUGUGAUUGUCUGCCUUGAGUUUAUGGCAAUUGAUGGAAGGUUCAAUAGGUGGAAUGAUUGUUUAAAUCAAUUGGAUUUGCCUAAGCAGCCUAUUCUGAAUUGCUUAAAAAGAGGAAAUGGAAUAGAGCUUGGAAAAAAAUAUAUUAAUGAAACUGCACAACUUUACCCACCUCCUUCACUUCUGCCAUGGGUGGUGGUGAACAAUGAACCUAUUGGAAAUGACUAUGCAAAUGUUACAUACUAUGUUUGCAAGGCUUAUAGAGGUGUUGCUGUUCCAGAGGCCUGCAAUCUUCAUUUGAAAUGAAUGCAAGUGAGAAAUAAAAAUUCUACUAUGCAUUAUGUGAGCACUUGAGCACUUCAUGCUCCCAAAAGACAAAUUGACGCUGAAAAUAUCUUGCAUUUAUGAUAUAUUAAGGGAGAGAGAAAGCACAAACAUGUACAAGAUUCCUAGAAGAAUGCAAACAAAGCAAAUAAAUGAAAAAAAAUCUACAUUUU
Abrus precatorius (Indian licorice) is the source of this 1244-nucleotide messenger RNA. Its product is annotated as gamma-interferon-responsive lysosomal thiol protein-like. The coding region runs from base 358 to 1053 and encodes 231 amino acids. NCBI's taxonomy places the organism in Eukaryota, Viridiplantae, Streptophyta, Magnoliopsida, Fabales, Fabaceae. Gene Ontology annotation, molecular function: oxidoreductase activity, acting on a sulfur group of donors, disulfide as acceptor. The transcript has 5 exons. The record is from RefSeq and is a predicted model, not a curated record.